ACAUAUCACAUUUGAACACCGACCGUACUGAUCACUUAUCGCAGGCAUUUUGCUGAUACCGUUCAUUACGAUAAGUAGCCUAUUCUAGAGGAAUGUGAAGUUAGAAAUUACAUACGUUUGCUAAUAUGGCUGAAUAUAAUGGGACAAUUGAUGGCUACAAUCAUUGAACUAGUAGUAGUUGAAAGGAUAGUUUUAAAUACAAACUGUGCUGCACAAUGUUAUAAACUUAUUGUUCUAUUCAUCGUUAUCGCAUCAAUUCAGGCAAUUUAUUGCGAUAUGGAUUUUUGUCCCCAUCUCCCAGAUCUAGUAUGUAGUAUCAUGGCGGAAUAAUGCGAUCGGUCCUGGCAAAUCAAUGGACAAGCUUCAGGACCUCAGCCAAUCUGAGUUGGAGGAUUUGCUGGACAAUACAGAGCGGGUGGAGUCCAUGGCAUUGGAAUCUGAUGAGAUUCAGAACAUCCAGCUGGAGAGGGAGAUGGCACUGGCCUCCAACCGUAACCUGGCAGAACAGAACCUGGACAUGAAGCCUCGUCUGGAGAGACAGAGGGAACAUCUAGUGGAGAGAUACUCUGAAUUGGAGGGAGUCAGAGAUACCUACAGACAACACUGUGACCAGAAAGAUGGCAUCAUGGGGCAGGCAUCACCGGAGGGGUUGUUCUCCAGACUCCAGACAGAGGGCGCCAGCACAGAGACGGAGUCAGAGUCUCUGGCAGAUGAGUUUCUGGACGGCCAGCUGUCUCUGGACUCGUUCCUCGACCGUUUCCUCUCCCUCCGCUCCCUCGCUCACAAAAGACGGGUGCGGAUAGAGAAACUGCAGGACAUCCUGCGGCAGAAGAAGGAGACCACCGCGGGCGACGCCUCCGCCGGCUCCGUGACGUCACAAACGAGCGCCAAUCAAGACCCAGCGAUGACACAGUCAUCGCCAUGGAAUCAUCAUCCUCAGCAACAACAACAACCGCAGCAGAAUUCCAAUCCCAACAACCACGCUGGUUUCCAAAACGGCCCCGGUUCCGCCCUACCUUACACCCCUUACCCCGUCUCCCCUCCUAACCCGACAGCCACCUCUGCAGUAUCAGGCCCAGUCCCGUCCAUUCCCCCAGGUCAAUUUCCACCCUACCCCAGCCCCGGCUCACCUUUCACCUCAGCGGCGGGCUACUCAGCCCGUCCUGCUUUUGGGCCUCCGGCCACUGCCUGCCCAUACCCCACCCAGCCAACGUUCCCUGGUGUCCCCGGCUCAGGGUCUGCUUUCGGGCAAUACAGUGCCCCCAACACCGCCCCCUACCCCUCUGCGUACACCUACGGUGGGGUUGGGGGGUAUAGCUACCCCACGGGCCCUGCUCUGCCCAACUCUCAGUCCCCCACAGGCAGGCCGCAGUACAGGCCCGGGUUUGGAGUGCCACAGCCCUACUCCUGAACCUCCCUCUGCUCUCACCCCAUCACUCCUCUCCCACCACACAUUCUCCAGUCUCUCUCAUUAACUCUUUUUUUCUGACUCUUUACCUCUCUCUCUCUCUUGAUCUGCCCCUCUCUCUCGCUCUCUCUCUCUCGAUUUGCCUCUUCUCCUCCCCCUCCCCUCCUGUCAUUCACGUGCAUAACUGUCUCAGGACCUCCCCUUGUGCUCCAAUGUGUUAGAAACACUCUCCCAUUGGCUGUCGGCCCCUUCUCUCUCUCUCUCUGUCUCUCUCUCUCUCUCUCUCUUUCCUCUCUCCUCCUAUUGGCUGUCAGCCUUUCUUACUCUUCUCCCUCCCUUUGUGGAAUACUGAGCCAAUCAAAAAAGACCGUGGCCAUGUACGUUUCAGAUAGAAAUGGAGCUGACGUGACUCUUUAUUCGACAUGUCAGAGAGCCAUGUUUUACAUAAAAUAUAUCUACACAUCAUGUAUUCCUUAUCAAUGGUUUCACCCUGUAGCACAAGUCCAUUGUGGCACUGUGUUCGGUAUAUGCAUUAGAGUACAUUUGACUUGUUCUUAACACCCAUAUCAUUCUACACCGAUGUCAGAUUACAUGUGUUGAUCAUAUUCGUUCGUAUAUGAUGAUAACUUAAUACCCACCCGAACCAAAAUGUUUUCCAGGUGCAGUUUUGUUCAGGAAUUCUGUUCUGUAAACUCUUUCUUGCUCUUCGUUCUGGUUAGAAAGUACUUAAGACAAUACUAAAGAAGGAAAAUCCUAGGAAGUCAUAGCUACUCUCGGAUCUGACCAUGUAAUUGUAUUCAUUAUGAUCUAAAAGGCUAAACUGAUCCAAUAUCGGCACUCUUAGUCUGAGAGGCUUUAUGAAUGCGGGCCCUGAUCAGUGGUCCUUUUGGAGACUUCAAUAACCCUGUCUCCUUUCUUAUUCACCUGGCUGUGCAUGUAUGAUGUUUGUUUCUUAGCCAAAUCUGGACAUCUUUACAGGUGGAGGAUCUUAAUCUGACCAGUUUUUCACAGCAGGAAAAUAAUCCUGCAGCAAAAGGACGUGAAUUAUUGCGUGGAUUAUAAUUCAUGGAGGUUUUUAUUUUAAGGGUUGAUUUUUAAAAAAUGUCAAAUUGUCAGGGCGAAUCAAGUCUGAAGUUACAAACUUUAAAAUUAUUUUUUGAAACCUUGAAUACACUACAAGUUUGCAUUUUCUGCUGUGCAGGGUGAUCAAAUUAAGAUCCUACAUCUGUAUGUCCUACAAGUUUAGCUUCCAAGUCUUUUCUUUCUUGGCAGAAUGUUUUGGUUGGUUGUUUAGGUAUUGUGAUGCCUAUUGACAAUGAUGUCGUUGUUUACAGAAUCAUAUCUGUAUUCUCUGUCGAGGAUCAUGCCUGUUUCUCUGGUAUCUCCGUUUUUCUCUCCCUCCCACACGCUGUAACUUCACACUCCGUUUCGUCCCCCGUCCCUGAGGGCUGACUUGGCGUUAAACUCACCUCUCGUCUUUCUCUCCUUCCCUCUCAACUCGCUCUCUCUUUCACCCUCUCCCUCCUUCUCCAACAUCUGCCUGUUGACAUGAACUGAUGCUUGACAAUGAUUGCAAAUGAGGAAAUUGUUUAUUUCUGUAAGUUCACUUCCAGUGAGAAUAUGUGAUUUGUAUAAAUGACUAAAGAGAUGUUGAUAACAAGGGACUAAUGGUCUGCACCCAAAAUGGAACCCUAUUCCAGUAGGCCUCUGGUCAAAAGUAGUGCACUAUAUAGGGGAAGUGGGUGCCAUUUGGGACUGAUCUGCCUGCUUUAGCUCAGAAAGCACAGGAUGAGAGAGCUGUGACGGGGGUACUACAACGAUUCAUACCGCCUUCAUGAUGGCUCAUACAGCAUUCAUAGACACUUAUGUCAUCUUAGUCAUGAGAACCCUAGUGGUCUUAAACUGAGUGUUACUACAUUGGUUGCCAUCACGCUCUAUGAAGGCGUUAUGUAGCGCCUAUAUAGGGCCUCUUCAUCAGGUUAACUGGUUGGAAUGACUGGUCUACGACCAGGGGGCAGUGUCUUACUGGUAUUAUCACACUACCACUGUUCCAAAUAGCACCCUACCCCCUACUGAAUGCACUACUUUUGACCAGAGCCCUAUGGGCAGGGAAUAUGGUUCUGUUUGGGACGUGACUAAAAGAAGGAAAAGAUGAGUCAGAAAUGUAGAAGUCCAACGGAGAUACGCAGCAUUAAUAAGGGGGAAAUAAAAAUACAAGCUUGGAGCUUGUUUUAAGUUUUUUUUUUUUUGUGUGAAUAUUAUUAAACACUGAACUUGAUCUAA
Molecule: messenger RNA, 3691 nt
Organism: Oncorhynchus keta (chum salmon)
Lineage: Eukaryota; Metazoa; Chordata; Actinopteri; Salmoniformes; Salmonidae
Gene: vps37c
Product: VPS37C subunit of ESCRT-I
Exons: 5
Coding region: 353-1411 (352 amino acids)
Biological process (GO): ubiquitin-dependent protein catabolic process via the multivesicular body sorting pathway; protein targeting to membrane; protein targeting to vacuole
Cellular component (GO): ESCRT I complex
Source: RefSeq, a predicted model, not a curated record